Vicia faba (fava bean) is the source of this 1317-nucleotide messenger RNA. The record is from the annotation of a GenBank genome assembly. NCBI's taxonomy places the organism in Eukaryota, Viridiplantae, Streptophyta, Magnoliopsida, Fabales, Fabaceae.
AUGAAUAUGAACCAAGCCAUUUCUUCAAUUAAUCCUUCAACUAGUUUCCAACUUCCACCAACAAACCCUACCACCACCACCAAUCCACUUCCAUCUUUCCCUAACAUUUCUACAGAUCUACUAUCCAAUUCCAUGGCGAGCUCAUACUCGACUUCUUCAGAGGACACAACAGAAGAAGGAUCAAGAAAGAGGAAGAGGAAAUGGAAGGACUUUUUUGAGAGGUUGAUGAAGGAAGUGAUUGAGAAGCAGGAGGAUUUGCAGAAGAGAUUCUUGGAAGCCAUUGAGAAACGGGAACAGGAAAAAGUGGCUAGAGAAGAAGCAUGGAGAGCACAAGAGAUGCUAAGAAUCACUAGAGAGAGGGAAAUUCUUGCGCAAGAAAGAUCCAUAGCUGCAGCAAAAGAUGCUGCAGUUAUGUCUUUCUUGCAAAAAAUUGCGGAACAGCAAAAUCUAGGAGAAACACUGAAUAACAUCAACAUUGCUCAACCACCGCCACCACAACAACUACAAAGAAAUGCAACACCAACACCACCACCACCAGUGCUCGCACCUGCACCAGCACCAACAACAGUGUCCACAGCAACAGCAGCUCCAGCACCAACAACAGUGUCCACAGCAACAGCAGCUCCAGCACCAGCACCAGGACCAGCACCAACACCAACACAAGCAUUAGCAGUAAAAGUUCAUGCACCACCGCCAUUGCAACCACCGCCUGUUACUAAGCCGAGCCAACCAAUUGUCCCACAGCAGCAACUGGUGAUGAAUAGGGAAAUAGUAAAGCUUGAUAAUAACGGUGAGAGUUUCAUGGGAGCAAGUCCGUCGAGGUGGCCGAAAGUGGAAGUUGAAGCACUGAUAAAUCUGAGAACAAGCAUGGACAACAAGUACCAAGAGAAUGGACCAAAAGGCCCUCUAUGGGAGGAUAUAUCUUCAGCAAUGCGGAACCUCGGGUACAAUAGGAAUGCCAAAAGGUGCAAAGAAAAAUGGGAGAACAUAAACAAGUACUUCAAGAAAGUGAAAGAAAGUAACAAGAAGAGACCAGAAGAUUCAAAGACAUGUCCUUAUUUUCAUCAGUUGGAUGCUUUAUACAGGGAGAAAGGCAAAGGAGACAAUUCCGGGGGCAGCGGCAGCGGCAGCGGUUUGAACCCAGCGGUAAAAGCGGAGAACAUGGCCGCUCCGUUAAUGGUGAGACCAGAGCAGCAAUGGCCACCUCAGCAAGAAGAGAGAAACCGCAGAGAGGAAGAAGAUGACAUGGACGAAGAUGAUAGAGACAGAGAAGAAGAUAUGGAUGAAAGUGGUAGCGGGGUGGUAACUUUGAGAUAG